AUGGCUGAGCAUGGUGACGGGAACAUCAAGGUUGUUGUACGAUGUCGGCCACUCAAUUCGCGGGAAGUUGCGCGUGGCGCGAGAUGUCUCGUUCGCAUGGAGGGAAAUCAGACCAUCCUCGACCCACCGGAGCCGGGAUCACAAGCAGCUCAAGCCGCGUCUGGCCGUGCUACCGAGCGCAAGGUCAUGAACUUCGCAUUUGACAAGAGUUAUUGGUCUGCCGGAUCCAGGGACGAACCAAACUACUGCUCUCAGCAGACGUUGUACGAUGAUCUCGGGAAGGAGUUAUUAGAUCACGGAUUCGCCGGAUUCAAUGCGUGUAUCUUGGCUUAUGGACAGACAGGUUCUGGGAAGUCAUACAGUAUGAUGGGAUAUGGUGCCGACAAGGGCAUUAUUCCUUUGACAUGUUCCGAGUUAUUUGCCCGCGUUGCCGACAAGAAAGCCGCAGAUUUGCAUGUGAACUUCACCGUUGAAGUCUCCUAUAUCGAGAUAUACAACGAGAAAGUGCGAGAUCUGUUGAACCCGAAGAAUACCGGAAACCUGAGGGUACGAGAGCACCCAAGCUUGGGUCCGUACGUCGAAGACUUGUCCAAACUUGUAGUGAGCAGCUACGAGGAGAUGAUGACACUCAUGGAUGAGGGCAACAAAGCGAGGACGGUUGCUGCGACCAACAUGAAUGAAACCUCUUCCCGUUCGCAUGCCGUCUUCACUCUUAUCCUCACUAUGAAGCGGCACGAUGUUGACACCAACCUUGAUACAGAGAAAGUGUCUCGCAUCAGCCUUGUCGAUUUGGCCGGCUCGGAGCGCGCCAACUCUACGGGAGCCACAGGACAGAGAUUGAAGGAAGGCGCUAACAUCAACAAAUCUUUGACGACUCUCGGUAAAGUCAUCUCCGCCCUUGCUGCCGCAAGUUCAAACGAAGGAAAGAAGGGCAGGAAGGGCAAGGCUGAUGACUUCGUUCCAUAUCGAGACUCGGUGUUGACGUGGUUGCUCAAGGACAGUCUGGGAGGUAACUCCAAAACAGCGAUGAUCGCUGCCAUCUCUCCCGCAGAUGUCCAAUAUGAGGAGACUCUGAGUACGCUGCGAUAUGCUGAUCAGGCCAAGAAGAUCAAGAACAAGGCCAUUGUCAAUGAGGAUCCUAAUGCCAAGCUCGUGCGUGAACUGAAGGAGGAGUUGGAGACGCUUCGAGCUCGUGUGGCUGGUACUUCUAUUGAAGCCGUGUAUGACCCCAACAUCCCAGCAUCCCAGCAGAAAGUCACUUACCAGGCGAAGGAUGGUACGAUCAAGACUGUCACUAAGGCUGAGCUGCAGGAGCAGCUGGAGACCAGCGAGAAGCUCAUGCAGAGCCUGAAUGAAACUUGGGAACAGAAGAUGCAGCGCACGCAGGACGUACAGAAAGAGCGUGAGAAGGCACUAGAGGAACUCGGGAUCACGAUUGAUAAGAACAACGUUGGGGUCCAUACUCCCAAGAGCAUGCCCCACUUAGUCAAUCUAAACGAAGAUCCCUUGAUGAGUGAAUGCCUGAUCUAUCAGCUGAAGCCCGGCCGGACAAUGAUUGGCAGGCUUGACAGCGAGAAACCAGCUGCAAUACGUCUCAGUGGAGAGAGCAUCGCGGAGGAACACUGUUACUUCGAGAACACGGAUGGCAAAGUGAUGCUUUACGCCAUGCCAGACGGAGUCACCUUCCUGAAUGGACGACAGAUCACGGCUGGACAGGCAAGUCCAUUCAAAUUGAAAUCAGGAUACCGUGUUAUCCUUGGUGAACAUCACGUCUUCCGAUUCAACAAUCCUGACGAAGUGCGGAAGCAACGAGACCGCGCAGCUGCUAAAUCAUCAAGUCUGCAGCAGAGCAUCUCCGCUGCAGAGUUACAAGCUCUUAGGGGUGAAGAGCAACCGCGGCCGGACUCGCCCACCUCGUCAGAGGAUAUGCCCGAUGUGGACUGGACAUUCGCGAAGCGAGAGGCUGCUCUCGCUAGGCUAGGUCUUGAUCCGGCAUUGGACAACAUGCCUGACGAAGACUUGAACAAGCUGUAUGAGAAGAUCACCAAGGUCAAGACUCUCCGCGACCACAACGCAAAACCUCGUCCGGAGAGUAGUCUGAGCCAGGUCGAUGAUAUCUGGAGCGAAUCCGGACGUCCGAUAUCCAGUGAUGCCUUUACUGACGAUACGAGCGUCGACGCAACUAUGAGCCAUGAUAGUCCGGAUGUUGGUGGCCCGCUGAAGGAUGUCCAAAACCAGUUGGAGACACAACGCAUCGAGUUCGAAUCCAGGCUGCAGGCUAUCGCAGAGGCAAACGAAGCGGAAGAUCUUAAAGCGGAGAAGGAACAGAUGGAGCAUCAGCUGAAGCUCGUGCAGACCCGCAUGAAACGGCUUCUUGACGCUCGAGCUCGUGGGGAGAGUGAUGCUGAGCUGGAAGCAUUCGAGCCGGUAAUUUACAGUGCAAAACAAUUGAGACUGAUCCGUAAGACGCUGGAGAAGUGGAGGACACAUCGCUCAUUCUCCAUGGCGCAAGAGAUCUUAUCCAAUGCUGUCCAUGUCAAAGAAGCCAACGUUAUCAGGUGCGGAUACGCUUGUAGUCCCCAGCAGGAGCCAACAAGCACUAACAACACAAUUUAUUACAGCAAGGAGCUCGGUAAAGAUGUCUCAUAUAACUUUACCAUUGCAUCUGGUGGGUCGCUUGCAGCUCCAGCUUCAGCUAUCGAGACAAUCGCAGGUUUGGACCAAUUCGGUGAUGUGGUGGAUCCAGUCCUCGCCUCUGCCACACAGCCUUCAGUGGCUGUGAAAGUCAUAGACAAGCGUAACAACGCAAUAUACCUUUGGUCGCUGGAUCGUCUGCAACAUCAACUACAGCGCAUGCGCAAUCUGACAACAUUCAUUGAUCGCCCUUCUUAUUCCCAGCACUUCUCUUCCGAGGAGCCUUUCUACGACUCGCCAUCUCCAGAGUACUCCUUCAUCGGUGAUGCGAUGCUGUCACUAGCCCCACUGACUCGGCGGCUACCGUCCACGUCUGUCGUCCCGAUAUUUUGUCGGUAUACUGCAGAAGCUAUUGGCACAUGUCGAAUCGAUCUCAAGAUAGCUGAUUUUGAGCUCGCCCCAAAAUACGCUAAUCAUUCGGCGUCAUCUACUCGGGCAUCUUCCCCUGCGCUACAUGCAGUCCCUCCAGGGAGCAAGUUGAGCUUUGUUUUGACAGUUGAUUCGGUGAAGGGAUUAUCCCACCAUGACUUCGCCUCCUUGCACAUGCAAGUACGCUUAUCUUCCUUCAUGGGCCCCUCUCUAUCCGCGGAAGAGGUAUAUCCUUCAGCAGCAUUAGAUAUGGAUACCGGUUCGCUGUCAGACCUCAAAUUCCGUCGCAGCUUUACCAUCGUUGCCUCUUCCAAGGUGCUCUCUUAUCUUCGACAAGGAUACGCGCCGGUAGAGUUUUUCGCGCGACUGAAGCCUACAUAUCUUGAGCGCAUUGAGCGCUGGGAUGACCUCCGAGAGCAGCGCCUUCCCAUGCACAACCAGCCGACCAGCCCAGAGAGCAAGCCUGCCACCUUGCCCCUUAUGCGCAGGUCCGAGACUGAUUUUGUGGUGGAGCAGACACAUGAUGUGGUUGCUUGGCUGCAGAUCAGCGAACUGACUCCAGAUGGCACGUAUGGCCCUGUGCCAGUGAUAUCCCAUGGGGGCGUAGACCCCGGUGCGUUCAUGCUGCAUCAGGGCCUGCAGCGCCGCAUCGUGUUGUCCUUGUUCUCCAACUCUGGUAAACAGCUGCCAUGGACGGAUGUGGUUCGAAUACGGCUAGGCAAUGUGCGGGUGCUGGAUGCUAAGGGGCGUUUGCACGAUGCGACGUCAAAAUCGCUCGUGACCCUGCCUCUCCUACAACAACAGACUGUAGAGUUCAGGGCAAAUGGCACGGCUACACUCUCCGCCGAGGCACUCUGGGACUCCAGUGUCCAUGACUCAGAUCUGCUCAAUCGCGUCACAGGGCCUGGUCGGCGAAUAAUGCUUCAACUUAGUUUCUUCGUCAGCGUCGACAUCUGCGCCGAGCCGGUGCAGUUCACCAUGGACACCGCAGUGUGCAUACAAAGUCGCGACGCUCGCCCGCCUUCCCGCUUGCUAAGUCUGAUCGGGUCCACGAAGAUCAUUCCCAAGACAAGCACCGUAUUUACUGUCCGGCUGUCUCCACCCUUGACGCGAUCGGCGAAGGAUCUCUGGCGGCUGGAUACCGCUGAAAAGUAUGUUCGAGGGGAGGAGGCACUGGGCGCUUGGAGACCGCGUGGAGUAUCCGCUGUGGAUGACUACAACAAGCUGGUGUCCAUGGAGCGGCGCGCGGCGGACGUGCAGGCCAUACGGAUGAUCUUGGAUGCGUCACCACAUCGUGUCACCCAGUCGGACGCUGUUGUUUGGGCGUCCGAGGAUCUAUUGCGGAAGGCGUUGGCUCUUUGGCAGAAGAAGUUUGGGCAUCCCGGCGAAAUAGUGAUUAGUCAAGAACCUGUUGAACCUGACGAAUCCAGCAUGGAAUCUGGCCAGUCAUCUGCAUCCCAAUCAGUUGAGACGAUCAAGCUCAACUCGUCGACAAAGGUCGUCCCUCGCAGCGAUACACCGACCAAAAAGGGCCAUUUGAUGGUGAUGGUUGACGCCAAUGAGAAUGUCUGGGAGAAACGGUGGUUCGUCCUGAGAAGACCGUAUAUGCACGUCUAUACACAUUCUAGCGAGAUAGAAGAGACCAGCAUCAUCAAUCUCAAUGGUGUCAACAUAGAGCGUAAUACAGAAAUGGAAGCUCUUCUCGGGAAGCAGUUCACCUUCACGCUCUUCACUGCGUCCAAUUCGUACGCACUCGCUGCACCGAACCUGAAGGAGCUCCAAUCAUGGACGUUGAAAUUAGACCCUACGCGGCUCUCGUCAUAG
This is a messenger RNA of Laetiporus sulphureus 93-53, 4887 nucleotides long. Its product is annotated as kinesin-domain-containing protein. Bases 1 to 4887 code for a protein of 1628 amino acids. Gene Ontology annotation, biological process: microtubule-based movement. The record is from RefSeq and is a predicted model, not a curated record. Lineage: Eukaryota; Fungi; Basidiomycota; Agaricomycetes; Polyporales; Laetiporaceae. Gene Ontology annotation, molecular function: microtubule binding; ATP binding; microtubule motor activity. The transcript has 22 exons.